Messenger RNA from Oncorhynchus mykiss (rainbow trout), 3384 nucleotides. Its product is annotated as ralBP1-associated Eps domain-containing protein 1. Lineage: Eukaryota; Metazoa; Chordata; Actinopteri; Salmoniformes; Salmonidae. Gene Ontology annotation, cellular component: plasma membrane; cytoplasm. Gene Ontology annotation, biological process: endosomal transport; endocytosis. The record is from RefSeq and is a predicted model, not a curated record. Gene Ontology annotation, molecular function: protein binding; calcium ion binding.
GGACGGGGAAGAGAGGGCUAAGGACGGACUUUGUCAAAUGACAAAAGGCCAUUGAAUUGAAUGGGGAGAUCCGUUCUAUUCAUUAUAUUUCUAUGGUUGACAUCCUUCAUCCGGGACACGGUUAGUCCCCUGCUUUGCAGACACGCGCUGACUCUCACCGUCUGUACGAUGACAUCACGGGGUAUAGGAAUGGCGGCUCUGGCUGAUGGAGGAAAGAGCCAAAAGACCCUGAAACUUUACUUCUAACAUAAUUAAGAAAGAUUUUAAAUUGAUUGAAACAACAUACGGUAACGGAAUAGAACCGGAAGAACUCGAAUUCCGGUUGAUUUACUGUUCAAUAGCGACUUCCAUUCUCGGAAGUUGACUACUGGCACUGCUGACUUCAGGCUAACGUUGUUAGUUAAGCUACCUGCUAAUAUCAUAUAGCUAGCUUGUUUAGCUAACGUUGGUAGCAACGUCAGUCAUUAUUUACUCACAUUUUAUUGAUUGAUAAAUUCAUACAUAAUUAUCCGAAAUAAGUCAUUGUUCUAAUUAGUCGGCACGUAAUAUUGCUACUAGGCUAGUUUCUGAGGACAUUCACGAAGGUGAAAUAAAAAAAGAAAACCCUUCUUGCCAUAGCUAGCUAGUUACAGUAGUAUUUAGCUAAGCUGAGAAACUAGCAAAGCUGACCAGCAACGUCGCUCCUCUCGCCUUGUUGAGUCCAGUUAUCACAAGGAUAACAAAAUUAGUCUGCUGAUCGCGUACUUUUGAUGCCAUAAUGGAAAGUUUAACGUUAACUGAUGUGGAGCAGAAGUAUUACUCUGAUUUGUUCGUUUAUUGCGAUACGGACAACACCAAGAAAGUGGCUUCCAACGGCAAAGUUCUUGAUCUUUUCCGGGCGGCCCAGCUACCCAGUGAGGUUGUCCUGCAGAUAACAGAGCUCUGUGGAGCCACUCGCCUGGGCCAUUUUGGAAGGAGCCAGUUUUACAUUGCACUGAAACUCAUCGCUGUAGCCCAGUCUGGACUGCCUCUCCGGGUAGAGAGCCUCAAUUCUGUCAAGGACUUGCCUCUGCCUCGCUUUGUUGUGGCCAAAAAUGAGCAGGAGGCCAGACACACAGCCAUGUACCCCGACUUGGAGAACCAGGGGCCUUACCAGGGUGUGAUUCCACGACCCCCUGGCCGAGGGCAGGUCAAGAAGGUGUCUGCCCACGAGGUCAUCCAGCCCUGUGUGCCCACAGUAGAACCACAGCCCGACACCACAUCCCCAGUGGUAUCUCCCCACCAGUCCCCUCCCACCUCGCCUCAUGCCUGGAGAAAGCACAAACGGCAGGCAAGCGGGGGGAACGUAGAGAGACCUCCUGUGGUGGUGGCAGGUGCUGUCUGGACACCUUUCAGAGAAGUACAAUCAGGACCUGUGGUGGUAGGUGAUGGGAUGUGGUCUGCCCACUCACCUCCCCCCGUUCAGGAAAGCUGGGUCAGUUUGAAAGAUACUUAUCCCCCCUCCUCCAGCAAAAUGCCACCAAUGCAUCUCUCGCCGGUCCAGGAGAACUCUUCCAUACGAACGGUUGCGUCUAUUACUACAGCCAAUGAAAUCCAAAGACAGUCCAGUAGCGGUUAUGACGACCCCUGGAAAAUCACGGACGAGCAGAGGCAGUAUUACAUCAAUCAGUUCAAGACCAUCCAGCCCGACCUCAACGGUUUCAUUCCUGGUUCUGCCGCAAAAGAGUUUUUCACUAAAUCAAAGCUACCUAUUCUUGAACUGUCCCACAUUUGGGAACUUUCGGAUUUUGAUAAAGACGGGGCGUUGACACUGGAUGAGUUCUGUGCUGCAUUUCAUCUUGUUGUUGCUAGGAAAAAUGGCUAUGACCUUCCCGAAAAGCUGCCAGAGAGUCUUAUGCCAAAGCUUAUUGACUUGGAUGACUCAGCAGAGGUUCCAGACCAGGCCCCUGACGUCGGCUACUCGGGCUCCCCCGUGGAGGUGACCCCAAACAAGUCCCCCAUGCCCUCACUCAACCAGACCUGGCCUGAUCUCAACCAGGGCAACGAGCAGUGGGAGACUUUUAGUGAACGCUCCUCCAGCUCACAAACUCUGACCCAAUUUGAUUCUAACAUUGCACCAGCUGACCCUGAUACAGCUAUUGUCCACCCUGUUCCCAUCCGCAUGACCCCAAGCAAGAUCCAUAUGCAAGAGAUGGAGCUGAAGAGAACCGGAAGUGACCACACACAUCCUACCAGUCCCCUGAUGGCUAAACCACCUGAGCUUUCUGAAGAAACCAAGCUUGCCACCUCUAUGAAGUUUGUAACAGCUAACUCUGGUGAUGGUUAUAGCAGUUCAGAUUCAUAUACUUCAGAUCAAGACCCAAUUACAAGUGUUGUAACAAGACAAAGGUCUAAUUCUGGGACCUCUCCUGAAGGUCUAAAGGUGGCGGCUGCCCCCCCACCACCCCCUCCCAGGCCCAACGCCUCCCACUCCCGCUCCUCCUCGCUAGACAUGAACAGAAACUUUGCCGCUCACCCCACAGGGCCACAGCAAUCCGGAGUCGUGGCCUGUCCUCCAGCCAUACCUCCUAGGCCGCUACCCACACAGACCUCUGGUCCUCAUAGUGGGCAUCGCUCGGAUGAGGGCCUGGCAGCUCACUCCACUACCUCGCCCCAGCAGAUCCCAGAGCAGCCCAACUUCGCUGACUUCAGUCAGUUCCAGGCGUUCGCUGCCUCAGAUCAGCCCAGUGACGACGGGGAGAAGCACCCAGAGAGUCUGCCAGUAGAGAAGUCUACAGAAGGGGCUGGGCCUUUGAGAACUGUGAAGAUUGACAACCAGGAAGAGAGAGCUGCAGCUACUGUGAACUCUGCCAAAGGGUCCAUCAUGGCCCCCCCACCCAAACCUGUCCGCCGGAGACUGAAAUCUGAGGACGAACUCCAGGAUGAAGCCCUCCCCCCGAAGUCUAACGUCAUAGCCACUGUUCUAGCUACACUGCCAUCCAUUCCCAGGUCUGUUGGUAAGGAUAAAAAAGCAAUUCAAGCCUCUAUCAGAAGAAACAAGGAAACCAACACAGUUUUGGCCAGACUCAACAGUGAAUUACAGCAACAGCUAAAGGACUUACUAGAAGAGAGGAUAUCUUUGGAGGUUCAACUGGAACAGCUCAGACCAUUUUCCCAUUUGUAACCUGUGUGUGUGAGGAGGACAAGUCCAUGAGAGAAGAUAGGAGAGACCUGAAGGGGCCUUUUGUGUGAUGCACAUGUUAUCUCCGCUGUCCAUUCCCUCUGCAUUCUGCUGUCUCUUCUGUGGGAACCAGAUGGACUGACCGACCGUCUGUCUGUCGGACGGUCUGCCUGAUGGUCUGCCUGAUGGUCUGUCUGUCGGACGGUCUGCCUGAUGGUCUGCCUGAUGGUCUGUCUGUCGGACUG